UGAGUGUAUGAAAUAAAUUCGUUCAGAUUUACUAUCAACGUUCAAAAUUCAGCGUUCCGUCUCCAUUGAAUUGAACGUUCGCGCAGUGACACUUGUACAAACGUCACUUCGAUUUCACUCGUGUUUUGUUUACGUUUUUUCCCGGAGCAUUCCGCAAAUUCAGAUAUUUUUUGCCUUUUUCAGUCUAUUUAGUGAAUUAUUACCGAAAAAUUUGGUUAUUUAACUGUUCAAAAUUGAAUGAAAAGUAGUAAACUCUUGAAACACAUUCAUUUCCAUCGAUUUGAUGGUGAAUUGGAGCUGGAACGGGAACGAUGAGCUCAAAAACGACCACCGAUAAAGAUGAUGACAGAUAUGAAACAGAGGAGUUCUACGUUUAUGUUGAUUUGGACACAAAGCUAUUGGACGAUCAACUAACAAAGUCGAAUGCGAAAAUCAAAUUUCUGGGCAUUGACACCGAAAAUCCGAUUAUGCAACUGAAUAAUCAACUGUUCAAAGGUGCCUACGAAUAUUCGAUGGGAACACAUUGCUUUUUCUCCGAGAGCAAGCGGCCGGGUGGUGUUGAAGAUGCAUGUUUCCAAGAGAUGCCAGCCAAAUUGUACGAUUACUUCGCCAAGACGGACAAAGUAUUGAGAAUGCAACGGAUUUUCGUCGAAGAAAAGGAGUCAGAGACUGAUUCCGAGCUGGCGGAGGGUGAAAUUGAAAAUUUGGAGCAUUUACACGUAUCGAAAACAUACAGUGAAGCGUUGAACCAGUUUUUGAAGCCCGGUGAAGAGCCGCCACGUGAAAUUCAAGACUCACCAGACAGCGAAGAAGAGGAACAAGAAGAAGAAACCAGAAUGGAAGUGGACCAAAUCUCUGAAGCACCAUCAUUAGAACCAUCGGAAGAAAGUGAAAAUACCAAACAAGCACGAAUCGAAAAAACCGUUCACGAAGAAUUCGAACGGCUCACCGAUCCCAAUUAUGAGUACAGUUAGCUCUCAAAUUUGAAGUGAAUAAUGAGUGAAAGUAAAGAAGAAACAGAAGA
Molecule: messenger RNA, 1024 nt
Organism: Sitodiplosis mosellana (orange wheat blossom midge)
Lineage: Eukaryota; Metazoa; Arthropoda; Insecta; Diptera; Cecidomyiidae
Product: general transcription factor 3C polypeptide 6
Exons: 2
Coding region: 312-974 (220 amino acids)
Biological process (GO): transcription by RNA polymerase III
Cellular component (GO): transcription factor TFIIIC complex
Source: RefSeq, a predicted model, not a curated record